AUCACCAGAUGAUAAAGACGUACAUUUAUACUUCUCUUAUUAUUUUUAUUUUUUGCAAUUAUUCAAGGCAAAAAAUCUCAUGCUAAUUGAUAAAUUUAUUAUUAUUACUGUUUAAUUAAAUUUCUAUAAUAAUUAACUUCUUUUUUCAUAUAUUUUUAUGUCUAUUUCAUGUAAUAUUCAUUUCUGCACAUGUGAAAUUCGACUGGUGAACAAGUUUAAAUCACCAACACAGAUCUAUCAUAAAGCCCACGUUGUGAUUUUAGCAUUUUCUUUUAUACAUCAAAUCAAUGGCAACUCCAAAGAUCAAUGAGAAACUGUGCGAAGUGUUGGAGUUAUUUCUUUUACCGAAUUAUGUUGUUGCUUCAACUACGUAUUUGGAUCUUUUACUGUCACAUAUUUCCAAUUCAAUCUCACAAUCUAACACUAAAAAUGAUGAACUAUCUUGGAUUGUUAAGGAAUGGUUAUUAAAAGCUUCAGAUACAUGGAAUACCGAAUUUAAACCUUGCCAAGCAGUGAUUGUUUUUACUCUAAAACUUGCAGGAACAAUAGGAAAAAAUAGCGAUGAUUUUGUUUAUUUACAAAAAGACAGGGUAUUUGAUAAAUUACUGGAAAUAUUUAAUCUCGAAGAAAAUAAUUUACCAGCAUCUAUUAAGAUGGCAUAUACAAGUAUGUUAUUAGAUAUUGUUGGAUAUGAAGAAGGAAGAAAGUGGAUAAAAACAUCCGGUGUUUGGAAGGAUAUUGUAAAAUUCUCACAUUUGAAUCAUACAAUGUAUGUGACUCGAGAGAGCCACAAGUUUAUUACAGAAUUACUUAUCAAUGAUUCUCAAAAUAUUCAAUUUUGUACAGAAGUACUACAAGCAGUAUGUGAACCAAUUAUCAACAAUACUUUUAAUCCUCAAAUUCACACAACAUUAGAGGACAUUUAUUUAGAUCAAACUAGAGUACUUUCCACUACUUUAGAAAUAAUAACAAGUAUAUUAGAGAAUACUCUAUUUUUCAGUACAGAUAAUACUAUUCCUAAAUUAUUAGUAGAGCUGAUAGAUUUGGAAGCUCGAGUAAAAGCUCUUCUAGAAGCUUGUAUCAGCACGAAAUUUCUAUCGAACAUUCAAAAGUUGUGGAUUCUUUUAAUUUUAUAUAAUGUUAAAUGUGGUUGGGAAACCAACAAUGAAGGUAAAACUAUUGUCAACCAAGAGCACUGGGACAAAUUUCGCUUGGGUUACUGUUACAUGCAAACAUUGUUUAUAUCUAAGAAAUACAUAAUUGAGGUAGCACGAACCAAUAAAUAUGCAUUAAUUUAUUGGAAAAAGUUAACAGAUCUCAAACAUUUUAGUUUACCUCAUAAAGAUCAUCAAUUUGAACAUCAAGUGGUAGCAUUGAUGAUAACACCACUACUAGUAUGUUUGAGAAAAGGGUAUAAACACGAUUUAUUUGAAAUUUUUAUGGAUAAAAUGUUCAAUAUAACUUGUUUACCUAUUUUAAGACUUACUUAUGAAGUAAGAGAUGUUAUGCUUAGGGAAGAUUUACCAGUAGAAUUAAUUUCUAAAUCUUGCGUCGAAAUGUUAUUGGAAAUAAUUGAUAUUAUGGAUAGAGAAACGGCAGUAAUUGCUUUUCAAAGUAUGUGUCACGUUUUAAAAAAUUACGUUUCAACCGAAAGUUAUAGUAACUCCACUACUUUACAAAAUCAUAAUUCUAACAAUUGCUACAAUAAUUUGUCGCCGGAAUUAAUGAUAGAUGAUACAACUGCUGAAAGCCCUAUUUUACUUUCAGCUUUAAUUCAUGGAUGUAAUAAUCAUCAUGAAGAAUACUGUUCUAGACCAGCAAGUUAUCAAAAAAAUGAUCUACCCAAAUCUAUACUUGAUGGUGAUCCUAUUGUAGAAAAUCCAGUAUUACUAUCAACGUUGCUACAUGGAGUUGCUAUAAUGACGGAAAAAUUUCAAUUCAAAUGGCGUGAUUGUGUUGAAACAAUUUGUGUUUUAUUUCUCGCUCAAGGGAUUUUAAAUCAUAGUGGAACGUUACCCAAUAUUUGUGUUAAAGCUUUAAAAUUAUGCAAACUCGCUAUAGAAAACUUCAUGCCACCAAAUUUAGCUUUAUUAGUAAAUAGUGAGAGUCAUAUGAAUAAUAUUGGACCGACGUUAUAUAAAAGAUUACAUGAUCCAAACUGGGAAGUUCGUGAUAGUGCAUUAGAAGUUCUUCAUGUUAUUGCAGACAUUUCAGAAAAUACAUACCCAGCUUUUCAGGAACUUCUCCUUACCAAUCAACUCAUUCCAUUAAUAACUGAUAUGGCAAUGAAAGAUGGAGAGAGUUACGUUCGAGCUUCAGCAUUGAAAUUUAUUGCUAUCACAACACGAAUAAAUAAUUUAUGGGAUCGAGAGUUAUCUAGGCUAGAUUUACUUGAGAAAACAUCAGAGUUAUUUAAAAAUGAAAGUGAAGCCAUUGUUCGAAAAGAAGCAAUUGCAUUAAUUAAAGAAUUAUAUGUCCACAGAAAAUGGCCAAAAGCAACAUUGAAAGCUAUUAAUGAUAUCAUGGUUGAAGCAGCAAUAUUGGAUCUUCAUUGGGAAGUUAAAAUAAAUGCACUUAAAUAUUGGCGUCAUCUUAUGACUGUUGAUCUCAAUGAUCAAGGAAUGCUCGAUGGGGAAUUUCCAAAUGUAACAUUUUCUAAGGAGCAUCGAAAAAUAGUUACACUUGAUGAAAGAGAAAUUAAAAAUUUGAUCAAUAAAGCAAUGGAUACUAUGGCAAAACAAAAUUGUCUUGGGGUACUUCUUCUUACAUUGGAAGAUGAAAGUGAUUUUGAAGUAUCUAAAAAUGCAGCUAAUAUUAUCCAAGAACUCAAAGGACUACUACUUAAAUAUAAUGUUCAUAAAGUUGGCGUAGAUGAAAAUAUAUUUGAAAUAAACAAUUCUACGCUUGACACAGUUUAUGUUAAUCAACCUUCUAAUUCAACAAACUAUCAAGAGAGUAAUUCUUCAAAUGAUUUAUCGCGGGUCAUCGAUGACAUUAUUGAUUCAAAUGAUGCAAGUUUGUUGGCAUCAAUAUAUAAAAAUGUCAUGAAAAUGGAUGAAGAUAGUGGGAAUAGAAAACAAGAGAUUUUAGAACGAAUAUCAAAAAUUACGAGAGAACAAUUCUUAUCGACAAUACUUAAUUCAGAUAUUAAUGCUUAUAUUGAAGAAAGAUGUAGAUGGUUAAAUACUUAUACAGUUUCAUUUGAUUCUGUCUUGGAGGAUAUUUUAACAGUAUAUCAACAAAAAGAUAUCAACACUAUGGAUUGCUAUUAAAAGAUUUGAAAUAGAUGUACAUAUAAAUAUAUUUUUAAUAUUUUAUUUCAAUAAAUGUGUGGUUUUUUAUCCAAAAAAUUAUAUUUCAGACUUGGAAUGUAAAAUGUACUUUAAUUUUAUUAUUACUC
Chelonus insularis is the source of this 3400-nucleotide messenger RNA. RefSeq lists its product as uncharacterized. Gene Ontology annotation, molecular function: protein binding. Bases 288 to 3272 code for a protein of 994 amino acids. The record is from RefSeq and is a predicted model, not a curated record. The transcript has 11 exons. Gene Ontology annotation, biological process: cell population proliferation; DNA damage response; positive regulation of protein phosphorylation. NCBI's taxonomy places the organism in Eukaryota, Metazoa, Arthropoda, Insecta, Hymenoptera, Braconidae. Gene Ontology annotation, cellular component: nucleus.